Penicillium angulare is the source of this 1107-nucleotide messenger RNA. Its product is annotated as Homoserine dehydrogenase. Gene Ontology annotation, biological process: aspartate family amino acid biosynthetic process; L-homoserine biosynthetic process. Gene Ontology annotation, molecular function: NADP binding; homoserine dehydrogenase activity; aspartate kinase activity. The transcript has 2 exons. The record is from RefSeq and is a predicted model, not a curated record. Lineage: Eukaryota; Fungi; Ascomycota; Eurotiomycetes; Eurotiales; Aspergillaceae. Bases 1 to 1107 code for a protein of 368 amino acids.
AUGCCGUCUCCCAAGCAAGUUAACAUCGCCAUUAUUGGCACUGGGGGCGUCGGAGCUGUUUUUGUUUCCCAGCUAGCAUGGCUCGCCAAGCAUCGACCCUCCGUUCACCUUAGUCUCUGCUAUAUCGCGAUGAUCGAUAAGGCGCUAUACCAUCCCAAUUAUUCGGAAAUAAAUAUUGAUACAGCGGUACCUACAUUGGAAUCCACUGGACAGGCUCCUCCAACAAUCCCAGAGAUUGUCGAAUAUCUCGCUGGUGCACCCCAUAAAGCGAUCAUGGUUGACAACACUAGCUCAGGAGCUAUUGCUGAGUCGUACCCUCAAUUCCUUGCUCGUGGAAUAAGCAUCAUCACACCCAACAAGAAGGCUUUCUCUGGAAAUUACAAACUGUGGCAAGACAUAUUCAGUGCCGCUGAAUUGGGUCAGGCUUUGGUUUUCCAUGAAUCAUCAGUCGGCGCAGGAAUGCCCAUCAUCUCAACAAUUAAGGAGCUAGUUCAGACCGGAGAUGAGGUUACCCGGAUCGAGGGUGUCUUCAGUGGAACAAUGUCGUUUUUAUUCAACUCUUUCUCACCCAUUUCAGGAACCGGUGGCAAUGCAAAAUGGUCAGAGAUUGUCAAACAGGCAAAAGAUUUGGGCUACACGGAGCCGGACCCGCGUGAUGAUCUUAAUGGCCUGGACGUGGCACGAAAGCUCACUAUCCUGGGACGUCUUGCGGGUCUGCCUAUUGAAUCGCCAUCUUCAUUCCCUGUGGAGAGUUUGAUUCCCAGGGAACUCGAAGGUGUGGCUAACGGCAACGAGUUUAUCCUACGACUUAAUGAGUUUGAUGAUGAAAUGGAGAAAGAAAAGAAUGCGGCAGAGAAGGCUGGAAAAGUCGUGCGAUUCGUGGGUAGCAUUGAUAUGGCUUCCAAACAGGUGAAGGUUGGCAUGGAAUGGUUUGAUCCAAUGCACCCAAUUGCAACAUUGAAAGGAAGUGAUAAUAUUAUCAGCUUUUUCACCAAGCGUUAUGGUGCUAUGCCGCUUACUAUUCGGGGUGCUGGUGCUGGCGGAGAUGUCACUGCAAUGGGCGUCACUGGCGACUUACUUAAGGUGAUCACUCAGCUUCGCGACUGA